Molecule: messenger RNA, 4096 nt
Organism: Symphalangus syndactylus (siamang)
Lineage: Eukaryota; Metazoa; Chordata; Mammalia; Primates; Hylobatidae
Product: zinc finger protein 665-like
Biological process (GO): regulation of DNA-templated transcription
Molecular function (GO): RNA polymerase II cis-regulatory region sequence-specific DNA binding; DNA-binding transcription factor activity, RNA polymerase II-specific
Source: RefSeq, a predicted model, not a curated record
AUGUUCAACCUUACUACACAUCAGAGAAUCCAUACUGGACAGAAACCAUAUAAAUGUGAUAUAUGUGGCAAAGGUUUCAGGCAAAUUGGAAACCUAGCAAGUCAUCAUAUAAUUCAUACUGGAGAGAAACCUUACAGAUGUAACGAGUGUGGCAAAACCUUUAAUAGGAUGUUCCACCUUACUAGACAUCAGAGAAUCCAUACUGGACAGAAACCAUAUAAAUGUGAUACAUGUGGCAAAGGUUUCAGGCAAAUUGCAAACCUAGCAAGUCAUCACAGAAUUCAUACUGGAGAGAAACCUUACAAGUGUAGUGAUUGUGGCAAGACCUUUAAUUACAGGUCCCACCUUACAAGACAUCAGAGAAUCCAUACUGGACAGAAACCGUAUAAAUGUGAUAUAUGUGGCAAAGAUUUCAGUCAGAAUUCAUACCUUGAAAAUCAUCAGAGAAUUCACACUAGAGAGAAAUCUUACAGAUGUAAUGAAUGUGGCAAGACCUUUAAUAAGAUGAUCAACCUUACUACACAUCAGAGAAUCCAUACUGCACAGAAAACAUAUAAAUGUGAUAUAUGUGGCAAAGGGCAAGGCUUUUUUUUCAGAGUUCAAAUUGUAAAACAUCACAGGAUUCAUUCUGGAGAGAAACAAAACAAAUGUAAUGAAUGUGGUAAGGCAUUUAUUCAAAAUUCAAGUCUGGUGGACCAUCAGAGAACUCACACUGGAGAGAAACCUUACAAAUGUAAUGAGUGUGGUAAAACCUUUAUUGGGCAUUCAAGCCUAACUAACCAUCAGGUAAUUCAUACUGGAGAGAAACCUUACAAAUGUAAUGAGUGUGGAAAGGCUUAUAUGAAGUGGUCCCACCUUAGACACCAUGAGAGUAUUCAUACUGGAGAGAAGCCAUACAAGUGUACCAAAUGCGGCAAGGCCUUUAGACAACGGGCGGACAUCAGGAUUCACCAAAAAAUCUAUGCUGGAGAGAAACCUUACAAGUAUGAUGAGUAUGGAAAAGCCUUUACCCAGGCCUCUCACCUCACUAUACAUCAGAUCAUCCAUACUGGAAAGAAACCAUAUGAAUAUGAUACAUAUAUGGCAAAGUCUUCAGUCAAAAUUCACAUUUCGAAAGUUAUCGUAGGAUUUGUACUGGAGAGAAGCCUUACAAAUGUGUGUGGCAAGGUCUUCAGUCAAAAUUCACACCUUGUAACUCGUCUGAGAAUUCACACUGGAGAGAAAUCCUACAGAUGUCAUGAGUGUGGCAAAGCCUUUACUCGAGGCUCACGCUUCAUUAAUCAGCAGAUAGUUCAUACUGGAGAGAACUUUCCAAAUGUACUGAAUGUAGCAAGGCUUUUAAGCAGGGCCCUAAACUCAGGACUCACCAAAUAGAUCAUAAUUGUAAAUGCAAUGAAUGUAGCAGUGUUUUCAAGUAGUGCUCACUACUUGUUAGAUAACAGUAUCUAAUAUAUCUUGGGGCAAAGGCACACAAAUGUAAUGUGUGUGACAAGGAUUUUAUCUGAGGAUCAGAAGUUGGGGAACAGAAUAAUUCAUACUGGGGAGAAACCUUAGAAAUCCAAUGAGCAUGGGAAAAACUUUACCAUGAGUUCAAGUACUACGUGACAUCAGAGAAUUCAUAUUGAAGAGAAACCAUGUAAAUAUAAGGUAUGUGGCAGAUGCUCUAUUCAGGCUUCACAGUGCACUGGACAUCAGAGUAUACAUCUUUUGCCAGGCACGGUGGCUCACACCUGUAAUCCCAGCACUUUUGGGAGGCUGAGGUGGGAGGAUCACCUGAGGUCAGGAGUUUGAAACCAUCCUGGCCAACAUGGCGAAACCCUGUCUUUAUUAAAAAUACAAAAAUUAGCUGGGCAUGGUGGUAGGUGCCUGUAAUCCCAGCUACUCAGGAGGCUGAGGCACGAGAAUUGCUUGAACCCAGGAGGCGGAGGUUGCAGUGAGCUGAGAUUGCACCACUGCACGCCAGCCUGGGCGACAGAACAAGACUCCAUCUCAAAAAACAAAACAAAACACAAAAACAGAGUAUACAUCUUUUAGAGAAAUCAUAAAAAAGUUACAUGCAUGCUAAGGCUUUUUUUUUUUUUUUUUUUUUUUUUUUUUGAGACAGAGUCUCACGCUAUUGCCCAGGCUGGAGUGCAGUGGCCUGAUCUCGGCUCACCACAACCUCUGCCUCCUGGAUUCCAGCAAUUCUACAUCAGCCUCCCAAGUAACUGGGACUACAGGUGCACGCCACCACACCCAGUUAAUUUUUGUAUUUUUUAGUAGAUAAUGGGGUUUCACCAUAUUGGCCAGGCUGGUCUUGAACUCCUGAUCUCGUGAUCCACCUGCCUAGGCCUCCCAAAGUGCUGGGAUUACAGGCGUGAGCCCUUGCGCUCGGCUCAUGCUAAGUCUUUUACCCAGUGGUCAAAACUGGCACAUCACAGGAUUUAUACUGGAGAGCAACCUCACAAAUGUAAUGAAAGUGGUAAGGCUUUUUAUCAAAUGUGCUUGUCUUUGGGGUCAUGAGAAAAUUCAUACAGAAUCUAUUAAAAAUGUACGAAACAUGGAAAGACCUUUAAGCAACAGUGAUGUAAUGAAGGUGGUAGUUUUUUAAACGAACUCCCACAACAGCCUACACACCAUAGAAUUCAUACCAGGAAUCACAAAGUCUCUAAUUUUCCAAAGUUAACUGGAAAUAUUACAAACUGCAGAAUAAUUCCAGGCCAAAAUAUGUUAAAUUCAUAACAUGAUGUAUAUCAAGGGAAAAAAGGACAUGUGGAAAAUGACACAUUAUCUUCAGUGUAUAAAAUAUUCGUUUAUGUGAAGUUUCUUGGAAAGGUUACACUACUAUUCCUGGUUUCCGUCUUGAUGUUUGAGAUCUGUUGAUUUUAUGCUUUUUUUACAGGCCUUUCAUUAUGAUCUUUGGGAAGGAAUCAAUAAAAUGAUAGGGCCUACUUCAUUAGGUGUGGUUCAUUCCUAUUCAUGCUCCCUGGAAGAACAAGAAGGCUGAAUUUUGAAAUUUAAUAUUGUAUGAAUUAGCGUCAGGGAGAGGUGGAGAAUAAUACAAAACUAAAAGUCAUGCUUAUUGUGCUCAGUGUGCCCUUCUCCAGAGGGCCGCUGGCUUAUAGGAAAGGAUUGCUGCUCUACCAGUUGACCAUGAGAUGGCAUGCCAGGACACUAAGACACUGGAGUUUUUGUUUGUUUGUUUGUUUUUGAGAUGGAGUCUUGCUGUCUUGCCAGGCUGGAGUACAGUGGUGCAAUCUCGGCUCACUGCAACCACCACCUCCCAGGUUCAAGUGAUUCUCCUGCCUCAGCCUCCUGAGUAGCUGGGACUACAGGUGUGUGCCACUACCCCCAGCUAUCUUUUACAUUUUUAGUAGAGACAGAGUUUCACCAUGUUGGCCAGGAUGUUCUCAAUCUCUUGACCUCGUGAUCCACCCGCCUCGGCCUCCCAAAGUGUUGGGAUUACAGGCGUGAACCACUGUGCCUGGCUGACACUGGGCUUUUUAUGAGAGUGAUAGAUUACUAGGACCUCAUUAUGUGGUAGAAGUAAUGUAGGGGAAAUGGCGAUCAUCUUUUUAAAAAAGCAAUAGCUGUUGUAUAUCAAUGACUAAUGAAAAAUGAGUUAUUCUUAUAAAUUGAAGAAAGAAUAGUUAUCAAAGAGGGUAGUUCAAGUAAAAGAACCAGGGCUGGGUGUGGUGGCUCAUGUUCUGUAACGCCUGCACUUUGGGAGGCCAAGGCAGACGGAUCUCUUGAGGCCAGGAGUUCGAGACCAGCCUGACCAACAUGGCAAAACCCCGUCUCUACAAAAAAUACAAAAAUUAGCCGGACAUCGUGGUGGAUGCCUGUAAUCUCAGAUAUUCGGGAGGCUGGGGGGAGAAUCGCUUGAACCUGGGAGACGGAGGUUGCAGUGAGCUGAGAUCGCACCACUGCCCACCAGCCUGGGCAACAGAGUGAGACUCUGCCUCAAAUAAAAACAAAACCAAACAAAACCUGAAUAGCAUGUGCACGUGUACAUAGACGUUUCACAACUGGCAUUAUGUUUUGCUACUGUUUUAUUCAGAAUGUAUCACAAGUUUUAUGCUUUAAUUAAUAAAAUUUAAUCAUAACUUUUAAUGAA